This is a messenger RNA of Staurois parvus, 723 nucleotides long. Lineage: Eukaryota; Metazoa; Chordata; Amphibia; Anura; Ranidae. The record is from the annotation of a GenBank genome assembly.
AUGCUGGGAGGCCCAAUGUCCGCUCUGUUGUUUCGGGUGUUCUCAGAGCUGGGCGAGUCGGUACAGCCGGAGCUCGGGGGUGUGAACAUGGCAGGCUUCGGGGCUCCGGUGCUGUUGCUGGGCCCCCCGGGCUCCCGGAAGAGCGGCCUGCUGUUUAUGGCGGCGGUGCUGGCUGCAGAGGAGGGAGCGGGACCGGUGGUCUUCCUGGCCCGGGAGCCUCUGCAAGAAAUGCCCAGAGGAGGGAGGGCGGCCCGGGAUCCCCUCAUCCUGAAGCAAAUCCGAUUUGUGUACCCGCCAUCACUGAGGGAGCUGCUUCAUUUCUUCUCCUCUCUCCAUGUAGCAUCUCCAUCCCCAUCGCUGAUCCUGGUUGAUGGUCUAGAGAGAUAUCUAGCGUCCACUGGCAGCCUUACAGAUGGAGCUCAUAUAUCUGCUCUCAUGCUGGACUCGGUAUCCCAUCUCCGCUGCGGCCUUAUAGUUUCAGCCGUGCCCAACUCUGAAGGGUCAGAUGGUGCAUUUACUGCUAUAGAAAGGUACUUUCCAAACCAGUGUCUGCUCUAUCCUGUCACGGCGGCACAGACUGAGGAGAGACAGUUUAGGGUCAGCUUUACUUCUCCACACCUGCAGUGGGAUCUAUAUGUGAAACAUGAUGGAAGUCUAAGGAUCUCCUUUACUGGUUCCCAAGAGGACAAAUCAUCCAACAGUGAGGCUAAGGACAAAACGUAG